Molecule: messenger RNA, 2344 nt
Organism: Felis catus (domestic cat)
Lineage: Eukaryota; Metazoa; Chordata; Mammalia; Carnivora; Felidae
Gene: BTBD16
Product: BTB domain containing 16
Exons: 17
Coding region: 636-2264 (542 amino acids)
Source: RefSeq, a predicted model, not a curated record
UUUUGUCGAAACACUCCUGGACACUCGAGCUAGAAAACAGAGCACCCCAGAAUGCCAAAUCUGGGAGGGAUCUGAGAAGCUUCCAGCGCAAUCUUCUCCUCUGACAGACGAGGCCUGAGGACUUGGGGGUGGCCUCUUCACGGAGGCCCUCUUAGCGGAUCUUCCGGGUUACCCCGGCUGCUGUAAAGAGACGUGGAAACAGGGACAGCUCCGCUCCCCUGAGGAGCAUGGCCUGGGACCUGCCACCCUUCCCAGAGCCCCUCGGUGAGCACCACCCCCACAGCCCCCAGCUGUGCUCAACCAGGCCUGGAACAGGAAGUGCUCGGAACCUUCCCUGACGUUGCCAUGGCGCCCACGACCCGGAAACCAAGGGCAAGCUCUCCCGGCCAAAGCACCUUGGCCCCUAAGAAGAGAAGGGUGAGCCCCAGAUGUCAUGAGCGCUCUCGGGAUUCAGAGUCAGAAGGUGAACGGCCCGCAGCAAGCUUGUAGUUCAGAGACCGGUGCAACGAGGGUGUCUCUGUUCCACAAGCUUCUCUGUUAAACACAGCCGUGGCGGCGAGGGGGCUUGAGAGCAGUGUUUCUUCCCCCGCCCCCCCCCCCCCCCGCACGCCCGAGGGUCCUUGCCACUACCGCUCAUGAAAAUGCUGAAUCCGCGCAGAGCUCGGCUGGAACGCCGGAUGGUUGGCUCAACAAACCGGUGGCGUUUUCCCUCAAAGCCCUUCUCCGGAGACCUGCUGGGGCUUUCGCAGAGGUGCAAGGCUUUGAGCGUGGACCUUGAUGAGGCUCUGAAGAACCCAGACAGGUUAUGUGUUUCACAAAUUCAGAAAAUUUUCUCUGAGACCUCGAAGAACAAGCCCGUCCAAAGCAGGGAGGCAGACGUGAUUCUCGAAUGUCUGGGCUCCAGAUGGGAACUCCAUCAGCCCCAGCUUUUCCAGUCCGACACCUUGAGCAAGCUCUACCUGAUGGCGCUGGCCCAGAGCACCAAGAGGCCCACAAAGGAACUGGAGAGUCUUCUGCGAGCUCAGCUGCCUGGGAAGAUCAAGGAAAGACCCCCCACGAAGAAGAUGAUCAUUUCCUUGAAGAUCAAUGACCCCGUGGUCACUAAAGUUGCCUUCGCCAUGGCCCUGAAGAGCCUCUACCUGAGCCAGGUGGAGAUGAACGUCAACGACGUGCUGGCCGUGCUGGCUUCCGCGCACGUUCUCCAGUUCAGCAGCCUGUUUCAAAGGUGUGUGGCCGUGAUGAUGAAGGGACUCACGCCAAGCACCAUCAAGAGCUUUUACCUGGCCGGCUGCAAGUACAAGGAAGAGCAGCUCACCACUGCCUGCGAGAAGUGGCUGGAAAUGAACUUGGUCCCUCUGGUAGGGACACAGAUCCACCUCCGGAAAAUCCCGCAGGAGCUGCUUCACAGAGUGCUGCGGUCCCCCAGGUUGUUCACUUUUAAUGAGUUUCAUCUUCUGAAAACGCUACUUUUGUGGGUCUUCUUGCAACUGAACCCCAAAGUGCAGACAGUUCCUGUGCAGGAAACGGUGCUGGCAUUUUUUACCAGAGAAGGAGAUUGGAGCUCAGGGAGGCUCAGUCACGUGACUGAUGGCCAGCGGGUCCAGGACCGGAAGCUAGUCCAAGCUCACGGAAGCAUGAUUAGACAACGGAGGAGCAGACUCAUGACCUCCUUCUCCAGGAAGUAUUCCUUUCUGGAUCAGGACACGGGACAGAGCUUGGUGCCACUUUUCCUUUGCCUGCGCCUGCACGGCAUCAUCAAAGGCAAAAAUCUGGAGGAGUUAAGGCACAUUAACUUCUUCCCGGAGUCCUGGCUGAUCCGGGUUACAGCCAACCAUUACCACGCACUGGAGAGUGGGGGUGACAUGGCCCACGUUAAAGAUCUUACCACCCAGGCUGUGAGAUUCGGGCUGCUCUUUAACCAGGAGUAUACAACUCAUUCGGAAGUGAUCGCCAUAUACGGAUUCUUCUUUGAGAUAAAGGGAGUCAGACAUGAUACUACCUCUUACAGUUUUUACAUGCAGAGAGUGAGGCACAGUGACGUGGUCUGCGAGCACGGCCCCGUCAGCCUGCGGGCGGAACGCCUGGUGAAGUACGAGAUCAGAGCCCAGACCCUGGUGGACGGCCAGUGGCAGGAGUUCAGGACCAACCAGAUCACCCAGAAGUUUGGGUUCUCCAAGCCGUCCUGCAAAAGCCACGCCUUGAAAAUCCACACCGUGGGCCUUCCAAUCUAUGCAAGUUUUUCAUUCAUCUUCCCAAUGUCUUGACAGUUUCCAGAAGAACCUGUGGGAUUUUUCUUUCUUUCGCCAGGGUCUACAUAAAAGAAAAUAAAACAGCGUUAAACGGA